This is a messenger RNA of Danio aesculapii, 1175 nucleotides long. RefSeq names its product N-6 adenine-specific DNA methyltransferase 1 (gene hemk2). Lineage: Eukaryota; Metazoa; Chordata; Actinopteri; Cypriniformes; Danionidae. Gene Ontology annotation, biological process: methylation. Gene Ontology annotation, molecular function: protein methyltransferase activity; S-adenosylmethionine-dependent methyltransferase activity; nucleic acid binding. The transcript has 8 exons. The coding region runs from base 202 to 870 and encodes 222 amino acids. The record is from RefSeq and is a predicted model, not a curated record. Gene Ontology annotation, cellular component: eRF1 methyltransferase complex.
CAUGAUACACCGCAGCCGGAAGUUAAGGAUGCGAGUCCACGCUGUGUUGUUUGAAAAUCAUGUGUGAGCAGCAAAAAGGAUGCUGAUCGUGUGUCCAGAUGUUGGAAAUCAGCUUUAUUUGAUGUAGCGACUGGGCAGAAGUGAAGCUCACGUGUUCAGGCAGAUUUAUAGACUUCAUUAAGACACUGCCUUGCUGUGGUGAUGUUCCCAACUCCUCUGUAUGCUCCGGCCGGCCGCGGCUGCUUCUCUGAGGUAUAUGAACCGGCCGAGGACUCGUUUCUCCUGAUGGAUGCUCUGGAGAAAGACGCAGAUCGGCUGAGGGACAGCAGGCCAUGUGUGUGUCUAGAGGUCGGCAGCGGCUCUGGUGUGGUCUCAGCCUUCCUCGCGUCUAUAAUCGGCGCUCAGGCCUUAUAUAUCUGUACAGAUGUGAAUGCGGAUGCAGCUCAGUGUUCGCUACAGACGUCUGUCCUCAAUAACCUGCAGCUGCAGCCUGUCGUCACUGACCUGGUCGAGUGUCUUCUGCCCAGGUUGAAUGGAAAAGUGGAUGUGCUUGUUUUUAAUCCGCCGUAUGUGGUCACGCCAUCAGGCGAGGUGGGCAGUCGUGGUGUGGAGGCGUCGUGGGCCGGUGGUCUCCACGGUCGAGAAGUGAUGAACCGUUUUUUCCCCCUGAUUCCUGAUCUGCUGUCUGAACACGGGCUGUUUUACCUGGUCACCGUGUCUGAUAAUGAUCCCGAGGGGAUCGUGGAUCUGCUGGCUCAUUCGGGUCUGGAUGGACACGUGUGUUUGACUCGUCAGGCCGGACGAGAGACGCUGACCAUCCUCAGGUUCAGUAGAUCAGUGGAAAAACACAGAUUCAGUCCAAAUGAAUGAACAUAUUUCAGUCUCUAACAUCUGAAGAUUAUGAAAACAGCUGGAAGAGUCUGAGACGCUCCUCAAACUGUGACACACCUCAUCUUCUGUGUGUUUUCUUCAUGAACACACUCUUGGACUGUGUGUUUGAGCAUCUAUUGACUCGCGCUGAACUCAAUUACCCACAAUCCCACAUUGAUCCCUCAUAGGAUUAAAUGGGAGCUUUGUUUUUAAAGGGGCAGUGCUGUAUGUAAACUCAUCCCAGUUUUUUCCUCAAACAUUCUUCAGAAUAUCUUCAACAAGAAAAUAAAUCGUAAAGUUUAUAA